Molecule: messenger RNA, 3389 nt
Organism: Symbiodinium necroappetens
Lineage: Eukaryota; Dinophyceae; Suessiales; Symbiodiniaceae
Source: the annotation of a GenBank genome assembly
GUGAAGGUCUUGCCGCGAGUCAGCGAGUGAUCAGGCUGGCAUCGAAGAUCCCGAAUCUGCGUCUGGUUGUCAUGGUGCGCGAGCCAGUCGAGUGGCUGGAGUCGCUCUACAACCUGCGAAAAUUUUACCUGUGCCAGCAGUCCAGCACGUGCUCGGAAGUUCCCGCCAUGGAGGAUGUCGUUCUCAACGGCGAGACCUUCGAAGAUGUCAACGUUGAGGAUGCAUUUCUGUCCAAGUCCUUGGAGCAUGUUGUGAAGUUUUUCCCACCCUCGGCUGGCCGCUCUUUGCUAUUGGAGUUUGAGCUCUUGCGCAGUCGCCCGCGCGAGCUUUUCGACCAGAUCACAUCCUUCCUGGGCAUCGAGCCGUUUUCCCGGGACUUCGAGAUCAGACGGCAUGCCACAGAAGAUCGACGCAGGGCCUCAAGUCAAGUCAGUCAAGUGGCACGAGGCAAAGAGGCAAAACGGGGCCAUUCCGGUGGCGAGACCGCCCUGCAGGCAACUGCAAGCAUGCAAUCCCCGCAGACGGGCCUUCUGCGAGCGCUGAGUGGGGAAAGUCACCCCGAUGCGGAGGAAGCUACAUAUGCAGAAAUCUCAGCGUGGUAUCUCACAGGAAUGAGUGGCUGGUGGAGCUUGAACAUUAUCACCGCAGAGCUGCCUUUCUUCGUGGCCGAGCUACCCGAGGGGAAACGCCUGGGAAACCUCAUCGCGGUGUGCACACAGAUCGGGAACAUUGCCCCGAUCAUCUACAAAGCGCUAACAAGACGACGGCCCGGCAACCUUGUUUGUGCCAUUGGAUUCUUCCAAGUCGUAGCGGUCAUAGCAUUGGUGGCCUGCUCCGUGAUGUGGAAAUCGACACCGAUCCUCCUUUUCUGCACGGUCUUGGCGGGAAGCGUAGGAUGCAUGAGCAGUGUCACCUACUGGGCGGCAGUAGCGCAGCGACCUGCCUCCUGCGUUCGUGGCAUGAGUGUGGGAAUGACUCUUGGUGGCCUGCUGGCCACCGGAUUUGCUGCAAUGCAGCUAGCUGGAUGUGACCAGAAGUCGCCGAGAUUUGGUCCUGCUGCCUUUUUCAUAUUGGCUGCUGUCAUCCAGGCCGGCCAGGGAGGAGCCUUCACAGCGAAAAGCUGCGGUCAGACGAGCAGCCAGAACGGGCAGACAGCUGCUGAGAAUGGUACCUCGCAUGCAGAAUGCGAAACUGCGAAGCCACCCAUGCCAAGGAUUGCGAAAUUCUUGAUGGCUGGCUGCUUCUUAGUCUAUGCCACCACAUACACCAUGCCGACUUUGAUGCCUUUCAUGGCCGGACACUUCACCAGCACCACGGAAAGCCAGCAGCUGCUGCUGUGGAUGCAGGUGCUGCAGAAUUCAGGCGAUGUCCUGGGACGGUUGGCCACAGCUCUAGUGCAUGGAAACAAAAUAGUUUUCUUUACGUGGAUGCUGCUGCUGACGGCUUCGUUCGCCAUUUGUGUGGUGACAGCCGUGUACAACACAUCCCUGUGGUUCAGCUACAGUUUCGCAGUGCUGCUCUUGCCUGUGAUCUGUGGCCUAUUCUAUUUUUCUCGUGGUUUGCUGGUGACAACCAUGUACCUCUAUGCGCGCGGCCUUGGGCAACAACGAAUGGUCCAGGAGAUAACCGAAAACAUGGGGUUCUGCGGCCAGAUGGGUGCCCUCAUUGCCAACUUAGCAGCUUUUGUUUGGGUGAAUCUGUGCGGUCUGUUUGGUGCUGCCCGCUGUGGUUGGCGCGAGCUGCAGCCGAGGUACGAGGAGCUUGGGCUGUCCGUCAGCUUAUGUUCGGAGCAGCUGCGACCGAGCUUGGCCGCCUUAAAGGAGCGGCUUGCAAGGGAGAACGAGUACACUCGCUUGGUGGCUUUGCUUGCGCAGGACGGUGGGGAAUGCAGGUACUUUGUAAACUUCGAGGUUCAGUUGACUGUUUUCAUCCACAUAUUGUGGCGUGACGCCAUGAAGGAGUACUUCGAGAACGCGUCCGGGUUGGAUAGCAUCUGGUCUGGGUAUACCUUCAUCCUGGGAUUCCUGAUCGUCUUCCGCAGCAACCAGGCAUAUUCUCGGUUCUGGGAGAGCGUGGCGCUCACACACAAGAUCCGUGGCGAAUGGACCAGCGCAUUCAGCAGCCUGCUAGGCUUUUGCACGAAGAGCGCAGAACGAGAGGCAGAGGUGAGCCACUUCCGCGAAUACCUCCUGAGAUUGAUGAGCCUGCUGCACUGCUAUGCACUUCACGAGGUUGCAGAGCUGUCCGACGAGACGAAUGUCGAGGUCGUGGACCUUGCUGGCCUGAGUUCAGAAAGCGUCGAGUACCUGCACGCCAGUCCAGAUAGGUGCGAGACGGUCAUGCUUUGGAUCGAGCGUCUCAUCGUAGAGACCGAGAAGCAGAAACUUUUCGAUGUGGCGCCACCGGUACUGUCCAGAGCAUUCCAGGAAUUAUCGGACGGCAUGGUCAAUGUUGCAGAAUUACGAAAGAUUGUGGAAGUGCCCUUCCCUUUUCCAUAUUCGCAGUAUCUUUCCUUCAUGCUGGUAUUGCACUGGCUCGUGAGCCCCUUGGUGUGCGUACAGCUCAUUUCCGAGUGGUCAUGGGCUGGUGGCACGGUUUGGCUGAUUUCGACCUCUUACUGGACCUUGUUCUACAUUGCCCAGGAGAUCGACCAGCCUUUUGGCCAGGACUACAACGAUCUCCCAGUGGUCGAGAUACAACAGAGAUUCAACCAGAGCUUGAUGCAUUUGGCCGCGCCAGAGUCCUACAUUCUGCCGGACUUCAUAGCUCACGUCGCACAGCGACGCACGGUCUGCAUGAGGACGUCUAGAACAACUCUCAGAAUUACCGCAAGGGAGCAGGCAGUAGAGCCACCGGAGACUUCUCUUGUGGAUGUCGUCGUUGAGCAGGAUGAGGCCUCCAGUACACACCUGGCUGAAGUCCUUGACGAGCCUGCUGCCGACAUGGUUCUGGUGAGCCCUCACAUCGAAAAGACCAUACUUGGCCCGAGAGCGGUGGAGCUGGUGACACGCAGAGGUUUUUCCACCGGUGAGCCGAUGCAGCUACAACAGCACAAGAGUAUCCUCCGAGAACUGGCGCCACCAGCUUGGAGUGAGGAGGACCUGGACUCUUUCGUUGAUCUUGUGGCUGCACAGAAGCAGCUCACAGAAGCGCGCGAAGCGCCGGUGGCUACUGCAGAAUUGAAAAUAUCUCUCGUCGAGUUGACGACCUGCUUCAGAGAUCUCGCAUCGAAAGCACGGCGUAACUCCGCGGAAUUGCAGGAGGACACACUCCGUGCGAGAGCUGCAGAGCAGGCUGACAAGCUGCUUGCCCUCACCCAGCUUCUGACAGGUACUUCAAGGCGGCCCGGACAAGAGAACGACGAACCUUUUUCCGUUCAGUCUACGUGA